AUGGGGCGGCAGCGAGCAUUGUUUCUUUUGGGGCUGUUGCAGCGGCAACACCCUGAGGCACACAAAAAUCUUACCCGUGAGGUUGAGCGUGUGGAAAGGGAGGCCCGAAGCGACGGGGAUCUCGUUCGCCUGCGUGAGAGCUGCCGCGUGGUCCUGCAUUUACUCAAUGAACACCGAGAGUUCUUGCCGUUCGUUGCUCAGGGUUGUCCAUCGUGUCUCUCCGCCGUGUUGUCUCAAGUAGGGAAAGGGGGGAUUACUGACAACGCUGGUGAUGCCGAUAGAAACGACGGCGAUGAGAGCUGCAUGGAAGAUAUUGACAUGCUGCGUCUCGCUGCAUUGCUGUCGACGUCAGGGUCACCGGUUGAUGCCCUCGCCGACGGCGUGAGUAAGAGCCUCGAGCCGAUGACGAGGCUCGUGUUUUCAACCAACUCAGAGGUGGGGGAGUUGGCGUUGUCGUUGCUCGGUCGUGCCGUAAGGCUGUCUGCGGAUAGCGAGAGGCUUGCAGGAAGUUUGCUUGGUAACGAAAAAUUUUGGGUGAGGUUUGCACGAGCGUUCUUUGGCGAUAGCAGUAGGGCAAAUCAUCUCGACAAGGAAGCAAGGUUGUGCACUACCUCUUCCCCACCCUCGGUGCUUGCAAGUGUGCUGGGGUUACUGCGCCGCUGUUGCAUGGUGAGUAGGGUGGGGCGCGACGCAUCGUUCCGUUCCUUGCUGGUGCGUGUCUGCACCGCUGUUACUUUGAAAAACGAUGCGCGCCUGCGAGAAGAGGCGGUUCUUCUUCUUUACACGCUGCGCAUCACCUCCAGUACGGAUGAGACUGAAUGUUUGCGUGAAUGCAUUGCGGUGUUGGCCCCAGCCACGCCAGGAAGCGAGGAUGAUUGUGCUAAUGUCGCCCGCAACGGGAGUGACCCCGGGUUUGUUGACCGACUGGUGGGUGACCGCAAUAUUAUGUAUGCCAACUCCCUGAUGAAUGCCCUCAUUUCGUUGCAGAAGAACCAAUUUGAAAGCAGCGCCCGUCUUAGGGAUCUUGAGCGCAUUGCGAAAUUGUUGUUCGACCCCCAUGUUCCUUGCGGUGCAGCAGCGGCAUUGGUAUUGCUUCCUGGUGCCGUGACGUCUGUGUUCGCAGCCGCCAGCGACGUGGAGGAGAAAAUCAGUGCUUUCGCUUGUGCCCUGUUUUCCUCCGCUAUUGAGGGUUUGGAGGAGAUGUUAAGCUCUCCAAUGAACCUUGGCGCAACUGAGCAAGAGGGAGCGCUGAGGGAAUCUGACAUCUGCUCUUACCGAAGAUGUUUAGUGGAGGAUUUUCUGUCGCUAGGUGGUAUGGUUCUGCUGGAGGAUCUGUUACUGGACUACAGCAGUGGUGUGGUUUCCACGGCGACUCGCUUGGUUCGUUCACUGAUGCGCUUUUCUAGCGGGACGCGCAACCUCGUACUGGCUUCUAGGUGCUUUCCAAACCUUUAUAAAGCGCUAGAGGGUGUUAGCGGGGAGUCAAAUAUUUCCGAGUCACUGCGGUGCGGUGCUGAAGACGGCGUUUGCGCAAUGCUGCACAUAGCACUUGAUACCUUUUCCCUUCUCGGUAGCGACACUGCAUGGGUGCUUCCUGAGUCUGCUGUCGGUUGCGUUAGCAUGAUUGCCACAGAAUCGCGGAACAACGUCAGCGUGCUUGCCGCAGCACUUCGUACCCUUUCGGUGCUGGCAGCGUCUCACCCCAUGGCGGCAACCGUUGUUCUGGACUACGAUUACAUUAAUAGCGUUUUGGGGAUGGAGGGGGACGCUGCUGUGAACUCUGAUGGCGAGGAGGCGAAGGAGCCUUGGGUACUGAAUGAUACAGAUGCUGCGUAUAUUUGUGGUUCCUUUGACAUCAUGUCGGCAGUAGUUUCGCAGGAACCUUCUUGUGUUACCUUCGAAUGGAUUGAAACAUUGAUCAUGGCGACAAAGAGGGCGCAGCAUUGGCAGGAUGAGGUGCCACGGUUCGCCCGACCACUUUGGAAUGUUGUAGUGAAAACUGUUACCAUCUCGGAGGAGGGGCGCACGUAUCUGUUGGAAGAUACCGAGUUUGUUGAUGUUUUGCUUAAUACCAUGGCAUCGUGCUGCUCGUAUAUGACUCGUGGCUGCGAAAGCGAGCGUAUAAGGCACAGUGCCGAAAAUAUCGGCACUGACAACAAAGUGGUCGGUACGCCGUAUGGUGAUUGUUCAAGUGUGGUCGCCCGACUACUCCCUCUUCUCGUGCGUGUCGCAAGGUUCCUGCCAGCACUACAGCAAUCACAACCGCUGGAGGGUGCAUGUGAUCUUGUAGAGGCUUUGGCCAUUCUUCUGUCUAUGCGCGGCGCUGAAGCGUCUGUAGACCUGCUUGUCAACGUCGCCCUCUUCGCGUAUGAUAAUGAGACAACCCUGAUCAGCGUGUUUGAUCUGUUUGUAAAGGUGGGGCUACGCGCCUCUCAGGAGUUGCAGCAACGGGCAUUGGCCUCGCUUUCGGUGCUGGAGGGGGCGGAUCCAGCUGUCGUGGAGGGCGAUAUGCGGUGCGCAGAAGCACUAGGGGAUUUUGAACGCGCCACGGCGGCCUUGGGCGCACUGCUUGCCCGCUGCCGUGCUGGUGAAGGAUCUGACCUAGACAAUGAGGUAGUCGAGGAGGUUUCCGCACUCAUUUUGGCUGCUCUUAAGGCACCUUCUGACCAUCCGCCGCUCCUAUUUGCCUUACCGCCAACUGGGGCACCACCACUCCUGUCACGGCACAGGCGUAUCCUUAGUUCCACCGUCGAUUUGCUGCGUUCUGGUCACCAAAUAUUUGACCACACCGCCCAGCAGUUGUGGUGUGAACAUCAGGUUUUUCAACGGGUUUCGCGUUUUUUCGGGGCGAUUCGUGAUAGCGAGGGUGCAGAGGAGCUGCUUGACGAAAUUUGUGAUCUGCUGUCAAUUAUGUACGGCCUUCACAACCCGUGGGCUUCCGCCGAAGACAGCGGAGUUGAAUCUAGCGAUUACACCCCGUCUUGCGAUGUGGGGGACCUUCUUGUGUUCGUUGUGGAAUACAUUUUGAAUGAACGUCUUUCACGUUCCUCUUCGUGCCGCUCGCUCUUUACUCGCCUCUGUGAGUGCGCCCCCUUCAGACACGGCAUGCUUGCCGCGCAUAGGGAGAUCUACCACAGCUCACUGGAGGUGGUUUCUAAUUGCUCUGGUGAAGCUGAGGAGAGAGAAGUUUUUGAUCGAUGGAUCAAUGAAAAGUUGGAUGGUACGGUGCACGCGACAGUGGCUUAA
Molecule: messenger RNA, 3246 nt
Organism: Trypanosoma brucei brucei TREU927
Lineage: Eukaryota; Euglenozoa; Kinetoplastea; Trypanosomatida; Trypanosomatidae
Exons: 1
Coding region: 1-3246 (1081 amino acids)
Source: RefSeq, a predicted model, not a curated record